AUGGAGUGCCGAAAUGCUACCAAUGCUAGGCUUGCGAAGGCCGAAAACGGACAUGCGAUUACAGUGCUCCUUGUAGCUUCCUACCUUGGAGUCUUUGGUCUCCAUGCAAUGCCACAUGCGAGUCUCCCAUUGGCACCCGAAGAAGCACCUCAGUGUGCAUAUCUGUGGAGGGAUCAGCCUGGAGGCAUGGAAAGCGCCUUGAAGGAAGUCGAAGAGUGUCGCAUAUCUUCAGAAGCCUGCGAUCCGGUUACAAUCUGUGGUGAAGGAACUAAACAAGGUUACCCAUGCGGUAAACCCAUGAAACGAUACUAUUACAGCGCAAUCGAUCACAAAUGUUUGGAAUUUGAGUAUCUGGGAUGCAAAGGUGGUCGCAAUAUGUUUGAAACAAAAGAGCAGUGUGAAAAUAUUUGCAUUCCUGCGGUGGAGGCUCUGCCGGCUUGGCGUCGUGAAAGAAUGGGUCUACUGCAAUUCAAGACAUCUCAACUCUUUACUUCCGCUGCAGAUAAAAACGAGGGGGAGUUAAAGCAAGAUCCAGCCUGUUUCUACGAGGUGAAUACGGGCCACGAGUGUGAUUCGCCCAAGGAAAUCGGUAGCUUUUGGUAUUAUUAUCCUCGCAAAAACAUCUGCAGUGAUUUCUUCUAUCUUGGUUGUGGAGGAACACCUAAUCGUUUUCCUAACCAUACAGCCUGUAUGGCAGCCUGCAUGCCAAACGAACUUCGCCAAUCCCAAAUAUUGGCUAAGGUCAGAUCAAACACGGGAUCCACUGGUACAAAUGAACCUGGAGAUUCGGGUAUGCCUGAUGGUCUUGAGGUUGCAGUGAGUCCUAAACAAGACUGUCGAGUGACUCCUUGGGGUGGUUGGGGACCAUGCUCAACUCGUUGUGCUAGUCAAGUCGGAUACCAAUACCGUUUGCGGGCUAUUAAAAGACCCGCUAGAUAUGGUGGCGAGGGUUGUGGACCACUCUAUGAAAAACGCGAUUGCUAUGGUGAUGACAAAUCGUGCUAA
Rodentolepis nana is the source of this 1005-nucleotide messenger RNA. The record is from the annotation of a GenBank genome assembly. Lineage: Eukaryota; Metazoa; Platyhelminthes; Cestoda; Cyclophyllidea; Hymenolepididae.